Molecule: messenger RNA, 8706 nt
Organism: Engraulis encrasicolus (European anchovy)
Lineage: Eukaryota; Metazoa; Chordata; Actinopteri; Clupeiformes; Engraulidae
Gene: setd1ba
Product: SET domain containing 1B, histone lysine methyltransferase a
Exons: 18
Coding region: 1818-8033 (2071 amino acids)
Cellular component (GO): Set1C/COMPASS complex
Molecular function (GO): RNA binding; protein binding; histone H3K4 methyltransferase activity
Source: RefSeq, a predicted model, not a curated record
UCGUUGAUCUGCAUGGAGAGGGGUGGAAGAUGAGGAAAAGGCAGGUAAACGAGCCAGUGUGUAGCACAUUGCUGAACUCAUCGACACCUACACCCUGUUCUGGAUUCCAAAUGACGCAUUUUAAUCUUUUCUUUUGUGAUAAUAGUUGUGGAGCAGUUUUUGGAUCAUGACCUUUCGUCCACUGCAGCAGGCUAAUAUUCAGUGGCGGCUGUUGUGCACUCAGAACCACACUAACAGUGAAUAAUUAAUGUCUUGGAUUAGUAUGGCCUUUGUGAAAUACUGGUUUAAUGGACACAUUCGAGAAACAAAUGCCGUUUUAAGGUCACAGCCCCCAAUGUUUGAUAUAUUUACUUUCAGGCAACACUUAACUAACCGGCCCUGUCUAAUCAUUCUUCUGCGCGUAAAUUCGCGCGUAAAAGGAAAAUAAAAAGCAGCUGGAAUGAGACACCACAUACUGUCUAGUAACAGUAACCAAGGAGAUCACCUGAGAGCUGUAAAGUACACCCCACAUGCAUAAGCCUCCAUCCAUCUGCCACCUUCUUUCCUACAAAAUGGAUUUUCUUGCUUCUCAAGAUUUAAAAAAAAAAAAAAAAACAUCUUCAGUAAAUGGCGGACGCCCUGCAUUACAGCACCGAAUUGUCUUGAAACGCAAUUGAGAAAACACAAGAAAAGCAUGAAUCCCCUUUGUGUAAGCUGAUUGAAAUGCUGCACUGUGCUUGAAAUUGUUUUUUCGACCUUAUAUGGCUACGUGGGUGCAGUCGUCUCCAACGCUUGGCGCGCAGCCAACCUCCCCGGCUCACUACAGCUCGUCGCCAGAGUGAGUUUUAGAUCUGCCAGACCUACAUAGCUGUGCGAGAGGAUUCAGCAAAGCCUCGCCAUGAUUUCUCCUCCUCUGUAACAUUUUCUGAUAUUACACACGAAGCCAUCUUGAUCUCCAUUGACAUAUUUCCUUCUGCUCUGAAAGAGUCUGGGUAGGGGGUGAAUUUAGCUCUUGUUUUGAACGCCUAAAACCUCGCCCAGUAAUGGCGCAGCAGCAUUUUCGAGCACAUAAUGAUCUCCUUUGUGUGUGAGUGUGAGAGUGAAGAAGCCAUUUUGAAAAGAGAACAGCAGAGAAGCCAUUUAACGACAGUGCAUAUCAAAGGUCGUUUUGGACAUUGGGCGACAGCAAUUUCUAGAAGAUGAACUUUAUCCCUCAGUUCUUUUAUACAUAUAAAAAAACUUGAUUUACAUAACCCACUCCUUCCCUACAAGGAUUACCGUUAUUAUAAUUACCUGUAAGUUUGGAAAAUAGUACUUCAGAUUAUUAUUUUUGUAUUUUGCAGACUGCUUUAAUGUUUGCUCUGUCAAGGAAAGUAAAAUAACAAAUAAUGUUGUCACAUCUGUUUUUCCUCAUACAAAUUAUACUGUAGUUUAACGUAUAAAACUCAGCAGGGGAAUCCAUAAACGUUUACCUUUGAUAAAGAUUCCUGUGCCAGAUGCUGAACAGUUUUCCUUCUUCUAAAUGAAGAACGUUCGCAUUUACAGCUGCCCUGUUUCCAGGAAGAGGGAGAUGGUUUGCAUAUUGCUCACUGAAACUGCUUGCAGAUACUCAGUAUUUUAAGUCGUUGGUCAGAGGAACCUUACGUGCUUUAAAUAACAAAUGAAUAGAAGAAAUAGUUACACUGCACUUGUUUUUCUUCCUUUUUAGGCGUUCCACCCCCACCCCUUCAUAAAACAGUUAUAGAGGAUCAGAAGAUGGAAAUGAAAACGUUCCUUUUCCUUCGCCGUGUAGGCCUGAUAAAUGUAUUUCAUCAAAAUGUUAAGGUUUGGCGAACGGCAUGGAGAAAAACCAUCCCGUUUGCAGUUCGGGGGAGAAACGAAGUCACCAUUGGAGAAGUUACAAGUUGAUUAUUGACCCAGCGUUAAAAAAGGGAUCGCAUAAGCUGUACCGCUAUGAUGGACAGACUUUUAACAUGCCCAACUCCGGGAUGCCACCCGUGGACAUGGUCAGGGAUCCGAGAAUCGGCCGCCUCUGGACCAAGUACAAGGAGACGGAUCUCCCGGUUCCAAAAUUCAAGAUUGACGACUGCUAUAUUGGGCCCGUGCCUCCAAAGGAGGUGACUUUCGCCAGGCUGAACGACAACAUACGGGAGGGUUUUCUUAGCGACAUGUGCAAGAAAUUUGGAGACAUUGAAGAAGUGGAAAUUUUAUACAAUCCGAAGAACAAAAAACACUUGGGAAUCGCUAAAGUGGUAUUCGGAACUGUUAAAUCCGCCAAGGAGGCGGUGCACAAUCUGCACAACACAACUGUGAUGGGCAACAUCAUCCACGUGGAGCUGGACCCAAAAGGUGAAAAUCGCCUGCGGUACUUCCAGCUCCUCAUCAAUGGCACUUACACGCCUCGCACCCUUCCAGUGGGGGGUGGGGACCACCGGGGGGUGUCCCCCACCGCCAUCGCUGAAGCACUGCUGGAGCCUAUCCGACGGUUGUCGGAGAGCAGUUUGUCCAGCCUGGUGGGGGGCGGAACGUCCACCCCGGGCACGGGCACGGGCACUCCCCUCUCCCAGGACACGGCCUACAGCAGCCUGAAGCAGCAGCCCGACACGCCCCAGUCCCAGAACACCAGCACGCCCCGCCCCUCGGGCACGCCCUUCUCCCAAGACUCCUCCUACUCCAGUCGUCAGGCCACGCCCACCUACCCCCCGGGCUCGGGUGGCCGGCUGGACGCGUCCGGCGGCAGCGGCUACAAGUCCCGCCGGCACGAGACUCGCUUCCACGACGCGUACAACCGCCGGCCCGAGCGGCAUUACGUGCACCUGAACACGCCGUCCGACCAGCCGCCGCCGUUUAAGCCCCAGCAGCCCCCCGAGCCCCCUGGGCCGGCCCCCGUCCCAGGCCCCGCCCCCACGUUCGCCCACACCCCUCCCCCUCCGGUCGGCGGCGGCUUCAAGUCGGCGUUCUCGCAGUACCAGCCCCCCAUGCCCCCCGCGUACCCCCCGGCCGAGCCCCCAUACCCCCAGCAGCCCGUGCAGCGGGAGGGGGAGUACCGGCGCCCGCCACAGCCCACCACCCCCGAGUUCCCGCCCGCGGCGGGCCGAGACCGAGACCGGCCCGAGACGCCGCCGAUGCCCGAGCCCCCUCCGGUGCCCACGACGGUGGGACCGUCGACGCCGCCCGGUAGUGCCCGCACUCCCUCGCCGUGCCCGUCGCCUGGCGGUGCCUCCUCCCCGCCGCUGGAGUCGGAGCGGCACAGCCUGGACUCGCGCAUCGAGAUGCUGCUGAAGGAGAAGCGCACCAAGCUGCCCUUCCUCAGCGAGCGCAGCAGCGCCGGCGACUCGGACACCGAGGUGCGCAUGGAGGGCAGCCCCAUCUCCUCCUCCUCCUCGCAGCUCUCGCCCAUCCCCCCCUCCUCCUCGGCGCACCCCCUCCUCCCGCACCAGCCCCCCUCCUCACGGCCCUCCAGCACCGGCCUGGAGGACAUUAGCCCCACGCCGCUGCCCGACUCCGACGACGAGGACCCGGUCCAGGGGACGGCCAGCAAGGUGGCGGCCCUGCUCCAUAACGCCCGGACCGGCUGCAGCUCGCCCAGCAGCUCCCUGGCCAAAGGCCUGGGGGGCAUGGGCACCGCUACCGGCACCGGCACCACCGACCUGCAGGACAGACACCUCACACCUACAGACAAAAUGGAUGUGGGUAACCACUCCUCAGGCGAGGACAUGGACAUCUCGGACGACGAGAUGCCAGGCACGCCCCCCUCGGGCGACAAGGCCAUCGUGGUCAACUCCAUGGUGUCCCCCCUACCCCCUCAGGCCAUGCCCAUGCCCCCGCCCGGCUACACCUCUCUGGCCCACGCCCAGGCCGGCUUUGGCCUCCCGCCCCACCACCACUUACCAGGACCUCCGGGGGUGCCCCCGCCCAUGAUGCCCCCGUUGCCCCCCUACCCGCCGGGCAUGAUCCCCAUGAUGCCUGUGGACCUGAUCAGCUGCCUGCCCCAGUGGGGCGUGAGCAUGUCCUUCCAGAUGCAGACGCAGAUGCUCAGCCGCAUGGCACAGAGCCAGAGACACUACUCCUACCCGCAUUACAUGGCCGGCUCGGCUGCCGCUGCUGCUGCGGCCGCUGCCGCCGCAGGGUCCAUGGCUUUCGGAGGGCCCUACGCCCCCUUGUCCAUGGCCAGCGCCCCUUCGGGGAGCGUGGGUCACGGGCAGCAGCCAUGGUCCAUACCGCCGGUGCCCAAGUUCAACCCUGCCGUGCCGCCGCCUGGGUUUGAGCCCAAGAAGGAGGAUCCGCACAAAGCCACGGUGGACGGCGUGCUCCUUGUUAUCGUGAAAGAGCUAAAGGCCAUCAUGAAGAGGGACUUGAACCGCAAGAUGGUGGAGGUGGUGGCCUUCAGGGCCUUUGAUGAGUGGUGGGAGAGGAAGGAGCGGUCGGCUAAGGCCUCGCUGACACCGGUGAAAGCUGGCGAAGGGAAGGAGGAGGAGAAAGAAAAGCCAAAGCCCAAAGAGACCGUGGUGUCCAGCUUGCUGGAGAACUGGAACAAGGGCGAGGGCCUUGGCUAUGAAAGCAUGAGCAUGGGCCUGGGCAUCGGUCUACGCGGUGCCAUCAGACUACCAUCCUUCAAGGUGAAACGGAAGGAGCCUCCUGAUGCCGCCUCGACAGCAGACUCCAAGAGGGUGAGGCCAUCGACGCCAGUCGACGAUGAGAUGGACGACGAAGAGUCCGAGCGGGACCGAGAAACAGCCGAUCCGUCGGACGGCUCGCGGCAGGAAGGAGACGGCUCUGCCCGCCGAAGACUGGCGCGGCCGCUGGACAGCGAGGGAGAGGAGGAGGAAGAUGAGGAGGAAGAGGAGUCCUCAGAGAAGGAGGAGGUGGCAUCGGACCGGGACGAGGAUCGUGACGAAGUGGCCUCCGAGAGGCUGUCUGCAAAGGUGGAGGAGGAAGAGGAGGAGGACAGAGAUUCCGAGUCCAGCGGUAGCGAGUCCUCUGACUCAUCUGAUGAGGAAGCCGGCAGCUCCUCUUCCUCCAAAGCCUCGUCGGACUCUUCCUCCGGCAGCGACUCCUCGUCAGAAUACGAGUCCAGCUCAGACGACGAAGAGGAGGAAGAGGAGGAGGAUGACAUGCAGGUGGAGGUGGAGGAGGAAGAAGAGGAGGAGGAAGAGCAGGAGAAGGAGGAGACCGAAGCGCCGGCCGAAGCAGCCACACGAAGCUCAACCUCCUCAUCCUCCUCCUCCUCAUCCUCUGGCGAGGAGGAGGAGGAAGAGGAGGAAGAAAAGCAGCAGCAGCAGCGGGAGGAGGAAGAGGAGGUGGAGGAUGCGGCAGCGGCAGCCGUGGCGGCGGUGCUGGAGCCCAAGGCCGGGGCGCCAUCGUCGCCCCCUGCUGUACGGGUGGCGGAGGCCAGAGACGAGGCCCUGGAGCUGGAGAGGCAGAGGCUGCGCACCGACCCCGAGGCCCAGCAGAGGGCUAUCAGAGAGGCCGCGGAGGCCGUCGGGUCCCUGCGCUCGCCCUCGCGCCCGCCCUCGCCCAAAGGGAUGCCAGACGAGGAGCCUGAGAGUGACCUGGAGCUGCCGCUGCCCAAGGAGCCCGCGGAGGACGAGGGGGGGGUGCUGAGGCCCCCCACCCCCACCGGCUCCCUGGCCGACAGCGACCACGAGGCCCCGCGGGGCCCCAAGACCAAGGGCAAGACCCGGGGCCCCCAGCCCCAGCCCCAGCCACCCCACCAGGAGAUCCCCCGCACCCCAGGUCGUGAACACCCGCUCCCCCCCCUGCCCAACGCCAUCGCCACCCCCCCUGGCUCCGGCCCUCCCCCCCUGCCCUCUCUCCACCUCCCGCUCCCCCUCCCCACGCACUCGCUACCCACCACCCCAGAUUCACGCACGGGACACCCGCCGUCGUCGUCCUCCCUCCUCCACCCGCCGCAACCCGGCCUCCCGCUCGCCGACCUCCUGACGACCUCGCGGCCCCGUCUGCCCACGGACGAGGACAUCCCCCGCACGCCGGGACGAGAGAUGCCCGUUCGCGGCGGGAGCCUGUCCAAGUCGCACAGCACGGAGAGCGUGCCGGUCACGCCGGGCAGCGAGGGCUACCAGCUGUCGGGCCGCGGCAGCCUGUCACUCGGCCUGGGCUCCCCGCACGUCCCCGGCAGCCCCUUCGCCUACCCGGCCCAGUCUCCCGUGCUGAGCGCCGGCAUCCCGCGCACGCCGGGUCGGGACCUGACCUUCGGGCCCGUCUUCACCACCGUCACGCCGCCUGAUCCCUCCUCGGCCCUCGCCGCCGCCGCAUCAUCAUCAUCAUCAUCAUCCACGGGGCUUCCCGUGCCACACCGAACGGGCUCGGACUCGACCCCGGGCGACAAGGUGGUCUUCAAGGAGCCCGUGGUCUCGCUGCCCUGCCUGCCCAUCCCCCCCCACGCCGCCUCCUCGGUGUUACCCGGUGUGCCCCAGGAAGGCGUCACGCCCCCUGCUGCUGCUGCUGCUGCUGCUGCUGGUACUUUCGGCUCGUACCCGGGCCCUGCUGAUGGCGAGCUGCCCAAAGACGUGCCCCUGCCCGCGGACGGCGCUACCGCCGCCAUCAUCACUCCGACCAAAAAGAAGGCCGGCCGGCCCAAAAACAAAAAGAUGGCCGCCGCACAGGCUUACGCUGAGCAGCAGCUGCUCCUGGCCUCUCAGCCCCCUCACCCCCCUCACCCCCACGACCUCCAGACCUCUCUCACAGCGCCCGCAGCGGAGCCUCCCGCACCUGGGACCACGUACCCGGAGCCCCUGCCAAAGCCAGCCCCAAACCAGGCACCCGGCCUCAGUGCUGCUGCUGCUGCUGGCAUCCACACAGGCCGGGACCCAUCCACACUGGGCCUGGACUUCAGGGAACCAGCAGAGCGGGAGGAGGAGGAUGAGGACCUGAAACCACCACCACGGCCACGUUCCCCCUCGCCACCUCGAGACCACCUCACCACCUCCACCUCACCCCCGCCACCACCCUUCCCCUUACCCUCGUCCCCUCCGACGCCGCCCCACCACCAGACCGACCUGUCGGACAUGGACCUGUUCCUGGAGGACGGGCCGCUGCAGGCCAAGACGCGGCGCGCCCGGCGGGGCUGGGAGGAGCUGCUGCGCACCAUGCACUCGCCCGUCAGCCACUCGCCGCCGCCGCGGCCCGCCUUCGUGGCGCGCUCGGACUUCGAGGAGAUGACCAUCCUGUACGACAUCUGGAACGACGGCAUCGACGAGGAGGACAUCCGGCACCUGCAGGUGACGUACGAGCGACUGCUGCAGCAGGACAGCGGCGCCAACGACUGGCUCAACGACACGCUCUGGGUGCACCACCCCCCUACCAACCUGAACGUGCCAGGCGUGAAGCGCAAGCGUCGUGACGAGGGCUCGAGUGACCACGUGACCGGUUGCGCCCGCAGCGAGGGAUACUACAAGAUCGACAAGAAGGACAAGCUCAAGUACCUCAACAGCGCGCGCCUGCCCUCCGACGAGCUCACCGAAGAGGAAUCACAGGGUGUGCAUAAGCCAGCGCAGCCUCAGGGCUCCACGCGGUCGGGCUCGGAGAGGCGCUCAGAACAGCGUCGCCUGCUGUCCUCCUUCAGCUGCGACAGCGACCUGCUCAAGUUCAACCAGCUCAAGUUCCGUAAGAAGAAGAUCCGCUUCUGCAGGUCGGGUAUCCACGACUGGGGCCUGUUCGCUCUGGAGCCUAUUGCUGCGGAUGAGAUGGUCAUCGAAUACGUAGGCCAGAACAUCAGACAGGUGAUUGCGGACAUGCGAGAGAAGCGCUAUGAGGAGGAGGGUAUCGGCAGCAGCUAUAUGUUCCGCGUGGACCAUGACACCAUCAUCGACGCCACCAAGUGCGGAAACUUUGCCCGCUUCAUCAACCACAGCUGCAACCCGAACUGCUAUGCCAAGGUGAUCUCGGUGGAGUCCCAGAAGAAGAUCGUCAUCUACUCCAAGCAGCCCAUCAGCGUCAACGAGGAGAUCACCUACGACUACAAGUUCCCCAUCGAGGACGUCAAGAUCCCCUGUCUGUGCGGCGCCGAGAACUGCAGAGGAACCCUCAACUAAGCCUGGAGGAGGAACUAGAGGGGGGAACCAUCUGGAACCAUCUCCCUCCCUCCCUCCCUCCCAGCCCAGACACCCAAGGCCAGCGCUCUACAGGAACCUGGAGAGUGGCGACCUGAGAAGAACGUCAUGAGAAGAACGUGGACAUCAGAGAGGAUAAGAAGAAGGAGGGAGGGAGGAGGAGAGAAAAGAAGAGAAGAGAAGAGGAGUUGGCCUGUCAAUCGUGUCAUUCUCCUAUUACAAAUGUGCAGCUAGCUGUUGUUCUCAAACGACACAGAAGACAAAACAACUGACCAGACGGACAAAAACGAAAAAAAGACAAACGACAAAAAAACGUAAACUAAAAAAAAAAAACCACAAGAUGAUUGUUUACGAUUCCAGGUGCUUUUCUUCCUAUUGUGUACAGAUGUGACCCAGAUGACUUUGUACCACUCACCUCACCUCACCUCACCACACCUCGCCUCACCUCCCCCUCUACCCUCCUUAGUGCAACCACAACUCUGCCAUCUAACGCCUCAAAGCAUCUUGUCUGCCUAUAUGCUUCAUUCUGACCUCUUUUUUUCGGAGGCAAUUGGGGCAAAUAGAGGUUGAGGGAGCAAGUGGUCACUCUCGUACUCCCCUUUCUGUCUGUCUGCACCCCCUCACAUCCUCCCUUCCCUUGCCGAGUUAGCGGAGU